Thamnophis sirtalis is the source of this 2638-nucleotide messenger RNA. The record is from RefSeq and is a predicted model, not a curated record. NCBI's taxonomy places the organism in Eukaryota, Metazoa, Chordata, Lepidosauria, Squamata, Natricidae.
CGGCUCCGACGGCGCGCCCGGACGCAGCGCCGUUCUUUGCUCCGGGGGUCGCCUUCGCUGGUGCGCGGGCUCGCCAUGGCCCUGCCCGGGCACCGCCAGGCGCCGCCGCCGCCACCUCCUCCACCGCCACCUCCAUCGCCGGCUCCUCUUCCUCCUCUUCUUCAGUAAAGCCGGCAAAAGAAGGACGGCCGGCAGCCAGUUGUGAAGGCUUCUAUUUUCUCCACUUCCCUUAGCAAGGAAUGCUGUGACUGUGGAUGGUCCAGAAAGCUGCCCGAGGAAGGAGAGCCAGCGCCAGCCCUGGGCUAAAAUAACCAGACUGGAAAAGAGCAGAGGGUGGGGGAAGCAAAACACCCAAAAGAAAACAGCUACAUAACCCAUAUAUCCCCUCGCAACAUCUUCACACAUUGCUGUGCCUUGUUGAGAAAUACAGCUGUACAAGUCCCACACACAGGAACCACGCAGUGUGUCUGUUUUCCCUUGCCACCAUGUGUCAUCGUCCUUGGCAGAAUUAAGAAGCAGCCAGUGGCCUUUUGGACGGGCGAGGAAGAAGAAGAGCAAGCAAACCUCAGAACCCGUCUCCGAACAUCUGUGCUGUUUUUGCACUGAACAACGUUGUAAAAUAGAGGUUUAAAAAAGGGCGUGAGUGGGAAGAAAAAAAAAGGAACUUCUAGGGGAUUCUCCUACUUUUUUUCCCCUUGCAAACAAAUAUAGAUAUAUAUAUAUAUAUAUAAGGGAGUGCCCCACACAGAUUUUUUUUCCUGUUCUCGAUAUUGCACGCGGACAUUCACUUGCACCAACCAUGAUGUUUCGAGACCAGGUUGGAGUAUUGGCAGGUUGGUUCAAAGGCUGGAAUGAAUGUGAACAGACAGUUGCUUUGCUUUCCUUACUGAAGAGAGUGACUCGGAGCCAGGCCCGUUUCCUUCAGCUCUGCCUUGAGCAUUCCCUGGCCGACUGCACAGAACUGCACGUUCUGGAAAACGAAGCCAACAGCCCUGGAAUCAUUAACCAGUGGCAGCAAGAAUCAAAGGACAAAGUGAUUUCUCUAUUGCUCACCCACCUGCCUUUGCUGAAGCCAGGGAAUAUUGAAGGAAAAGUGGAGUACAUGAAGCUCCUUCCCAAAAUCCUGGCUCACUCAAUUGAACACAACCAACACAUAGAGGAGAGCAGGCAACUCCUGUCCUAUGCUUUGAUCCAUCCUGCCACAUCCCUGGAGGACAGGAGUGCUCUUGCCAUGUGGUUGAACCACUUGGAGGACCGCACGUCGGGUACCUUUGGCAGCCAAAACAGAGGCCGGUCUGACUCGGUGGAUUAUGGGCAGUCUCAUUACUAUCACCAAAGACAGAACUCGGAUGAUAAACUCAACGGGUGGCAGAGCUCUCGGGAUUCUGGCAUAUGUGUGAAUGCCUCCAGCUGGCAAGAUAAAAACUUGGGGUGUGAGAAUGGCCACCUCCCCCUCUAUUCCUCGUCCUCGGUUCCUGCAACCAUCAACACGAUUGGGACUGGUACAGGCACAAUUCUCUCAAGUCAGACCCACCACAGCCCUCUGAAACGGUCUGUGUCCCUCACCCCACCCAUGACUGUGCCUAGCCAGCCCCUUGGACACGGAUGGAUGUCUCAUGAGGACUUGCGGGAUAGGGGACCCCAGGGCAUCCCUUCCGAUCAUGCCCCCCUGUCUCCGCAAAGCAGUGUAGCGUCUUCAGGCAGUGGUGGGAGUGAACAUUUAGAAGAUCAGACUUCUACUCGUAACACAUUCCAGGAAGAAGGGAGUGGUAUGAAAGAUGUUCCUGCCUGGCUCAAAAGCCUGCGUCUCCACAAGUAUGCUGCCCUUUUUUCCCAGAUGACCUACGAUGAAAUGAUGUCCUUGACUGAAUGUCAUCUUGAGGCUCAAAAUGUUACCAAAGGUGCAAGGCAUAAGAUUGUGAUCAGUAUCCAAAAGCUAAAAGAGAGGCAGAAUCUCCUCAAAUCCUUGGAAAGAGUCACCUCACUGGUUUGUACCCAGCUCCUUGUCUCCAGACCUGAUGAGGAGAAUAUAAGCUCCUAUUUACAGCUCAUAGACAAAUGCCUAAUUCAUGAGGCAUUUACCGAGACACAGAAGAAAAGACUGUUGUCAUGGAAACAGCAGGUGCAAAAACUAUUCAGGUCUUUCCCUCGCAAAUCCAUCUUAGACCUCUCGGGAUACCGGCAGCAAAGAACCCGAGGUUUUGGCCAGUCAAACUCCUUACCGACAGCUGGAUCUGCAGGUGCAGGAAUGGGCAGAAGAAACCCACGCCAAUUCCAAAUUCCCUCUCGAAAUCUCCCCACUACACGGCUGGGGCUUUUGGGUCCCAGUGGCCUCCUAGGUGCCAGCCAGCGCAAUGGAGCUGCCAACCCCACCAUCUUAAAGCAAGGAAGACAGAAUCUUUGGUUUGCAAAUCCAGGAGGAAGUAACAGUAUGCCCAGCCGAAGCCAUAGUUCUGUACAGAGGACCCGUUCACUGCCCGUCCACACCUCUCCUCAGACCAUGCUUAUGUUUCAGCAACCUGAGUUCCAGGUCCCAGUGACAGAACCUGAUAUCAAUAAUAGGCUGGAGUCCUUGUGCCUGAGUAUGACUGAACAUGCCCUAGGAGAUGGUGUUGACAGAAUCUGGGGGCGGUGUUAA